Molecule: messenger RNA, 1347 nt
Organism: Iphiclides podalirius (scarce swallowtail)
Lineage: Eukaryota; Metazoa; Arthropoda; Insecta; Lepidoptera; Papilionidae
Source: the annotation of a GenBank genome assembly
AUGGAAAGUGGGGAAAAUACUUUUGAGGAUGGUACUGAAGAUGGUGAAUCAGCUGAUCCGCUAGCUAUAAUUCCUCAAUACGUAACAGAAUCCGAUUUGGGAUUAAUGCACUCAGGAAGCGAAAUCUUGCCAACUCCACUUACGGUCUUCUCGGAUACUCCUGAAGAUGAAGACACCAUGCAUAGCAGUGACUCUGCGGAAGAGGUCAUUGUCCAGCUGAUGGAUAUUAGAACAAGACUCUCACAGUUAAGGUCUAUGUUGGAGCGGAGACUUGGUGAGGAUUUAUCAGAUUAUACAUUCUGGCUGCAGGAUGCCAAGAUGCUGGAAAACCACAAAACUCUGGUAGAACAAUGCAUUAAAGGAGAGGGUACUGUACAAGUUAAUAUCCAGAUCAAACCAGCUGAGAGAAAGAUCAAUAUUCUUGAUGUUCUCAAACCUGAUGAGGAAUGUGUACAGUUACCUCAACAGACUGAUAGUGAAUUCGAAUCCGUGGACAUGAAAAUGGGAGAUACGAUUCACAGCACUUCGGACAUAAUGCAAGCCUCUAUGGACACCGAAUUAUCCCAACCCCACGCCGCUGCUGUCAAAUGGGUAGUCGACGCCCAGUUUCGCUCGGACCACAGCAGGGUUCAUAUCCCGGACGAUCCAGCUGAUUGGUCAGUUCAACACGUAAAGCUGUGGAUCCAGUGGGCGGUUAGACAGUUCAAUUUAACUGGCAUAAAACUGUCUGAUUGGAACAUAAGUGGGACGGAGUUGUGUGCUAUAGCCAACGUCGACUUUAAAGAAAAAGUACCGUCCGAUCCCGGCGAUUUGUUCUGGACGCAUUUCGAACUGUUGCGAAAGUGCAAAUUUAUUGCCGUAGUACAAAACGACGAGCAGCCUAUGAAUGACAUACUGGACACUCCACAGUCGGCGAUUAAGAAAAGACCCAAGCAGCACAUGAUUCUUCGCGAGUCUAACGAGGAAGACGUUUGCCAAUACGUAACCACGCGCACAGGCUACAACGGCCAGAUUCAGCUGUGGCAAUUCCUUCUAGAGCUGCUCACCAGCGCCGAAUACUUCGACGUUAUACGAUGGCAUGGCACCGAGGGCGAGUUCAAACUGCUGGAGCCGGAGUGCGUCGCACGCUUGUGGGGCGCGCGCAAACACAAGCCGGCCAUGAACUACGAGAAGUUGUCGCGCGCAUUGCGUUAUUACUACGACGGCGACAUGAUCGCCAAGGUGGCGGGCAAGAGGUUUGUGUACAAGUUCGUGUGUGAUUUGCGACAGUUACUGGGUUACGGUGCCGACGAAUUGGCGGAACUAGUCAAAGAGGUACAUGAUUCCAAGGACGUGAAUGAGCAUAGC